CUAUAAACUGCACGCAUAGCACGGACUACUCCAGUGUUUGGCGGGAAAUUGUAAACAGCGACUAUAUAAGGAAGAACACGCGGUGUGUGCGCCAUAUCCAGUCCCAACUGAUACCCUUGACAGACGAACGGAACAAAAUCAAGAUGCUGUCAUACUUUGUAUGUGCUAUCCUUGUGAUGUCUUCAUUUGUUGAUGCAAAUGAAUUAGAUACGGAAGCCUUAGAGGGGUUCCAGUCUGCAAUCUACGGAUCCAUCAUGGCUCAUUUAGAUGCAGAGUACCAGCUACUGCAGCCCCUCAUUGCGCAACAGAAUCAGAGCAUGGACCGUUGCAGAGGUCAGAUCACGGUAGCGCAAGAAUCCUGUAAAACGUGCGCCAGUAGCCAUUGUCAAGGCGAUUUUGGAGACUGGAUCAUGGGUGGACUUGGCGAGAUGGGUGGCUGGUUCAAGGGAGCUGGCAAUAGUUUCGUCGACUGGCAGGGCUGGCAGGACAUUGGAGGUUUCUUCGGAGACAUCGGUGACUGGUUUGGAGGUGCCGCAAAUAGCUUUGUGAAUUGGAAGGGCUUUGAUGACAUGAAGAAUUUUUUCGGUGGUAUCGGCAACGCCUUCUCCAGCGGGUUCAAUAGCAUAAAGCAUACAUUUAGUAGUUUGGGCAGUUCGAUGGGCAGUGGACUGAGCAGUUUUGGCACAACACUUGGCUCCGGAUUAAGUGAUUUUGGCAAUACCUUUAAGAGCGGAUUGUCAAGUGUGUUUGGCCGUCGUCGUCGUGACGUUGGACCACAGGCCAUGACGGCACGCAAACUCAAGACGAUUAGGCAUCGUUACAUGGCCAAACGAGUGGAGGAACUUGACCCAGAAACCAGACAGUGUAUGGAGCAGUGUAGUGAAUGCACGCCUUUCCUUGGGGACCAAACAGCUUUGAUAGGUGGAGUGUGUGGCGAUCAGAUGUUACUUGACCAAGCAGCAAUGUCUGAGGUGAUGACCAACAUGCAAGCCCUCUUCAAUGCCAACGGAAACCCUCUACAAGGAACAACGCCUAUCGUCUCCAAGAUCGAAUUCGACCAGUCUGAUAUCAGCCUUACCGACUUCAGCGUGGGAGGAGUUUAUGUCACUGCCAAAACUCCCAAUGGAGUGGUGAGGUACCCGAGUAACUACAGAUACAAGAUGCAAUCGCCACAAACUACCGCCGACGAGAUAGCACAGGAACUUAUCGAAAAAUGGAACAUUUAGAUAUUUACAGAAACUGAACGUUAUUUACGUCAAGUAAAUUCAUAUAAUACCACAUUAUUUACCAGCAUUAUAAUACUAGAUUUGUUUAGUUCUUGAUAUUGUUAAUUGUUAUGUAUAGUAUUAAUAAAUAUUUGUGACUAUAA
This is a messenger RNA of Mercenaria mercenaria, 1369 nucleotides long. RefSeq lists its product as uncharacterized. The coding region runs from base 144 to 1226 and encodes 360 amino acids. The record is from RefSeq and is a predicted model, not a curated record. The transcript has 9 exons. NCBI's taxonomy places the organism in Eukaryota, Metazoa, Mollusca, Bivalvia, Venerida, Veneridae.